CGGAGAAGAGUAUCGACAGCACGCAUUUCCUGGAGCUCUCCGUUGUUACGUGAAACAGAAAAAUGCGCAAACAUUUGUUUUAUCCUGGGAGAAUGUCCGUUUCAUUCCGUAAGGGACCACGGGGAUUUCUCCGUCAGGAUCCGACUGACGCAGCCAAAGUCCUGAAAGACAACCCGUCUCUGCAGGACAAGUCUGCACCUGUCAAGGAGGAGCUGGUCAGGCAAAAUGCGCUGACUGUGGUCCGCCAGAGAGGAGGAGACCCUUCAGAUAAAACUGAAGUGUCUGGAGAUUACAUCCUGCAGUUUGGGAAGUACAAGGGGAAGUCCUUCCGCUGGCUUCUGGAGAAUGACAUUGGGUAUACCAUCUACCUGAUCAGGAACCAGCAAAAGGAGGAGGCUGCAGGAUUGUUCAUGGCAGCGGGGCACAACAAGGACAGCCUACUGUCAUUUGUGACCUAUUCCCUCAUCUUUCCAGAAAUCCAAUCUCUUCUCAGCUAUGAGGAACAAAAGCCAGUUGUGACAGCAGCAGCAUCAGAGGACGACCAGCUGGUUGGUUUUGGCUCUCGUGCCAACAACACCUGGCGAGAGAUUUGGGACAGCAGGGAGGAUGGCUAUUCAUCCUUCAUUGUGAAGACAAAGUGUGCUGCGGGGACAAAGAUGCACAAGCUCCAACUCUACCUCCAGAAGAAGCUGCAUCCAUCCACCGUGUCCUCUCUGAUGACACACGCCUCACAUGCUCCUGCUGAAGCCAUUGUGAUGGAUGAAGAUGAAGAGCUGGAGAGAGCGAUGCUGGGUAUCUCUCCUUCCAAGCAACACGUGCAGAGCUCUGUUUUUGCAUCAUCCUCAUCGUCAUCAUCUGCCAGAGAACGACAGCCUUUGAGAAGAGAAAGAGGUCUUUAACCCAAAGCGUCCUGCCGUCGACCGACACAACUGGGACCAUGAAUUCUUAUCCCACAUGAAGCAUGACUAUUCUCAUCCCGUCUCAUGUUGACCACGUUCUGGUCAUGUUUGUCUUUUGGUGUUCUACCUAUUGUCCUAGUGACUAUGAAUUGAUUCCAGUCAUGAUGAGGGUACGUAUCAGUCUUUGUUUUCUUAUAUGGAUGAAAAGAAAAAAAUGUACAUGUGAAACUGAUGUGUUACUAACACCUGAUUGCAUGUGUUUGAUGUGUUUGAAGUGUGUCCUGUUGCUUCCCCUGCCUAGGUUAAAUCACAAUGACUGGCUACUGAAUAUUAACCCAUUCCAACAUAAACACAUGUAUGAAUGAAGUAUAUUCUUUAUAUAAUAAUGUUAGAAACAGUCAGUUUGAUUGGAUUUGGCAGAAAAAAGCAGGUGAAGUAAAGAUAUUUUUUGCCUUUACUAACAGUAGUUUUUUGUGUAUUGUCAAAAUAUCAAUAACAAACAAGGGUAUAAAUAACAAACAAGGGUUUUUCCGUUCCAGUACCAUCUGCUACACUGGCUGCACCAGCCAAGGCUAAGGGUUCACAAGUAGAUGGUAAAUGUAUCAACAUUAUGUCUAUUCAUUGAAACAUUAUCUGUCAUAUUGACUGUGCUUAUAUUAGUUAUAAACCAUGAAUUGAUUCUUGUUUUGUGAUCCUUCUCUCCUUGCAGCCCCUGCAUUACCAUCCGUAAAGAGACCUGUGCCCGUUCCCCAGGAGCUCAUGUGUCUGAUGCCCGAAGGAGCAGCUCAUCUGUCAACAGAGGCGACUGCCACAGUUCCUGGAUCAGAGGAGCUCCUGAUUUCUCCUGAGACGUCUGCAGAGCCCGGUCAACUGCCAACUCCACACAGAGAUCAAAGUGAGCCUUUACCCAGGCCAAUAGCUGUCCCCACCUGUCCUCCUCCACAGCUUCCUGGCUACGACCACGAUGUCAGCCAGUGGAACUGUUCACAGCAGCAGAGGAUCUGGAUGAAGACGGAGCUGGAAUCUAUGGGUCUCUGGCCAGGUUCCAUUCCUGUGCGGAACCCCAUGAAGAUGGUGUCAUUGUGGCGUUUGCCUCCCCAGCCUGAAUUGAUUGACAGCAUCUCCGAUCUUCCUUCCCCAAAGUACUUUCAGCUCCAUCCAUUUUUUAUAUGGAAGCCAGAGAACAAUAACCUCAUGGGGAGGAUGAGGAACAACGACACUCUGCCGUGUAUGGGAGGUUGUGCACGGCCUCAAGUUGCCUCUGCAGGUGUUGGUAGACCUCGUGUCGUUGUUGGCAUCACUGGACAGUACUACCUGUUGUCAUCCAGGCUGUGCUGCAAAGUGUGCAAAAAAAAGUGGUACGCUGACAACCCACUGUGGCUUGACAAACUCCCAAAGAGGUACACAAACCUCUUGCCAGCCAUCCUGACGUACAAGAAGGCAAUAUGUAAAUCCGUCAUGGACGAGCUCAGGCGGACAGGUAACUCCCCCAGCGACAUGACAAAGCAGGUAAUGGAGGUGAUGCACUUGAAAUUCGAACGGGCUUACCUGGCCCACCUACUCAGCUGCCAAAAUGUCAUGGAUGGGGAGGCAGGACAGUAUGACCAAAGAACCAUCACUGAACCAUCAGUUCUUGCGACAGGAAACAAAGCCGGCUCCCUUCGGAGAGUACAGUGAUUCAGAUGGCUGGAACGGGAUCAUUGUGUCUUCUCACUACCUGGCUGACUGCUUGCUGCACGAGUACCAACACCAGGAGAGUGCCAUCAACACACUUUUACAGGGGACCUUUGGACAGGCUUUCCGCUCAGACCACACCCGCAAAAUUGCGAGGAAGGUCACCUUUUCAUCCGGCACCAUGUCCUCGUAUGCGGUCAUGAAUGAGAACUGGAUGAUCCUUUCAUGGGUGAUGGUGCAGUCUGAGACGAAGAAGUCCCUGAAGCCCAUGUACGAGGGACUAGCACGGCGCUACAGCACAGCAGGCAUAGAGAAGGCACAAUACCACUGGGUAGACAGGGAUUGCUGUGCAGCAUUCAAAGUGGCAGAAUCGUAUGCAGGAGAGCAUCUGAACUGGGAUUCUUGGCAAACAACUGAUGCCAUCGUUGCCCAGGCUACUUCUGGUAACCUGCUGAACACGUGUGCGUCACGGUCCCAUUUCAGUGCCAACUUGAGCAUCAAGCUGGACUUAUUCCACUGCAUGAGGAGGUUCCUCCGUGAGUGUGUGACAGAGCAUCAUGCACUGUACAGUUCUUUUGCUCAGUUCCUGUCUGCAGCCUUUUCUGUGGUGGAUCAGGAAGACCUGCAGAGGCUUAAAGACGCCUAUGCCUUCUGUGGGAUUCAGCCUGCCAACCCAACCAAGCCACACAUUCGGGAGCACUGCAGGACCAGGAUCACACAGCCGGAGGAGCUCAU
Cyclopterus lumpus (lumpfish) is the source of this 3308-nucleotide messenger RNA. RefSeq lists its product as uncharacterized. Lineage: Eukaryota; Metazoa; Chordata; Actinopteri; Perciformes; Cyclopteridae. The transcript has 7 exons. The record is from RefSeq and is a predicted model, not a curated record. Bases 63 to 899 code for a protein of 278 amino acids.